Messenger RNA from Salmo salar (Atlantic salmon), 1237 nucleotides. RefSeq names its product protein shisa-5. Lineage: Eukaryota; Metazoa; Chordata; Actinopteri; Salmoniformes; Salmonidae. The record is from RefSeq and is a predicted model, not a curated record.
GAAGGAUAAGGGAGGGGAGCUAGACAGCCUGCGGUACCGCUUUUGUGGACAACAACUCCCAUUGUUGGGCGGAGAGACAAAUAUCUUGUCGGUAUUUCCAAAAACCGCCAUCUGUACAUCGUUUCGGAUUAGUAGUAUGCGUUGAAUACUUGCAUCAAUCUCCCAUCAUUAGUUGUUUUAGUAUUUUUGGUAGGGACAUAGAAAGUAGCUAUUGUACCCGGUGGUGGGGGGCCGUGUUACCGUCUGAAUUUAACGGAGCCAUGGCGAAAAGUCUGUCUCUUCUUACUGGCAUUUUGUGUGGGACUCUGAUCCCCUUCGUGACAGCUGGAGACGACUGUGAAGCCUACCUAAACACCUUCGGACAUUACCAAGCCAAACUGGACUGCGGUACAUUCCAGUGGUGCUGUGGGACAUGUGACAAUAGAUACUGCUGCAACAGCCUGUCCCUCAGGCUGAGUGAGUCUGAACAGGACAACUGCAUAUUCAGUUUUGCGCGAAUGCCAUCUAUCCUGCCAUCUAUCCACGGUUUCUGUGGCAAUAUGAGCACUUUGACCAUCUUGUCAUUCGUAGUGACAGCUGUCAUCUUCACGAUCAGUUUAAUCUGUUGCUGUGUGUGUCCCUGCUGCUGCUUGUACAAAAUGUGUCGGAAGCCCAGACCGGUGAUAGCCACGACGGCCCACACAACGGUGGUGAAUACCCAUUACCCCCAGCAGCCCGUCCAGCCCUACCAGGGGGCCCCCCAGUACCCUGCCUACCAGACCGUGCCGGUCCAGCCUGGGUAUGGGGUUCAGCCUCAACCCGGCUAUGGAGGUGGCCAGCCCAUACCCACAGCACCAGGCUACCAGGGACAGCCUUUCCAGCCAGGACCACCCCCUCCUUACCAAGAGACUGGUCCAGCCUAUCCUCCUGCUGUCCCAGUGUCUUAUAGUCAGGCUGGGUUCAGUCCAGGACAGCUAUCUUAUCCCCUCCAGGCUCCAGCCCAGCCUCAGCCAGGCUAUCCCUGUGCCCCUCCCGCCCAGCCCGACUUCCUCUCUGCCCAGCCUGCCUACAACCCUGCCUUCAUGGAGACCCAGCCUCCCAAGACUGGCAACUGAAGAAGCUCCUCUCCCAUUCUCCAUCCACCCGCUCUCGUGGGACAGACAGACAGACUGACUGGUGGGAUAGAAACACAGACAGACAGACUGACUGGUGGGAUAGAAACACAGACAGACAGACUGACUGGUGGGAAAGAAACAGA